CUGCUCCCCACUACCCGAGCAGUGGGGACUUGAUACCCCACGGCCACCGCCACCCCGUGACGCCGUCCCACGCCGGGCACUGUGGCUUUAACGCCCGGCUCGCCGCCUCGCCGCCGUCAGCGGGCAGGAGGAGCCGCACCGAGCCCUGUGCCCCCCCAUUCCCCUCGGGCAGCCCUCGGCAGCCUGGCCGGGCCCUGCCGGGAGGAAGGGGAAGUGCUGGCAGCGGAGGCGAUGCGCCGGAGGAUGCCGAGGCUGCCCCAUGGAAGGUGAAGAAGCUGCGACUCGUCUGCCGGAGCCCCCCCCAAACACUGAGCACACCCAGGAGCAGCCCAAAGAGGAUGAGGAUGGAGCCAAGGCGGCAGCGGCAGCAGCAGCAGCAGCAGCAGGCAGGGAGGAGCUGGCUGGGACCAGGGACGCGGGGGACAGCAGCGGCCCCCCGAGGUGUCAGCAGCUGGACCAGGAUGUGCCACGCUUGGCCCGGGGGGACAGCUUUCCCCUGAAGCACUCCAACACCCUGACCAACAGGCAGCGAGGGAAUGAGGUCUCAGCCCUGCCAGCCACGUUGGACACACUGUCCAUCCACCAGCUUGCUGCCCAGGGAGAGCUCAGCCAGCUGAAAGAGCACCUUCGGAAAGGUGAGAACUUGGUCAAUAAACCUGAUGAGAGAGGUUUCACUCCCCUGAUCUGGGCUGCAGCCUUCGGCGAGAUCGAGACCGUCCGUCACCUGCUGGACUGGGGUGCUGACCCCCACGCCUUGGCGAAGGAGCGGGAGAGUGCCCUGUCCCUGGCCAGCAUGGGUGGCUACACUGACAUUGUCACCAUGCUGCUGGAGAGGAACGUGGACAUCAACAUCUACGACUGGAACGGUGGCACCCCCCUGCUCUACGCCGUGCGUGGCAACCACGUCAAGUGUGUGGAAGCUCUCCUAGCUCGCGGUGCUGACCUGACAACGGAGGCAGAUUCUGGCUACACCCCAAUGGAUCUGGCUGUGGCCUUGGGGCACAAGAAAGGUGAUCGAGAAUCACAUCCUCAAACUGUUCCAGAGCAAGUAGCUGGAGUGAGCCCAGCCUCACCCCCAGCACCAGCACUGCUCCUCUGGCACCAGCCUGCCCCAAGCCAGGCAUUGGCACCAAGCUUCCAGCCAGGAGCAGGUGGAGGAAGCUGGGAACCAUCUGCCUUUGGUGGAUCUGUGCCUCUCCUGCAGGGUGGCACAGCCACAGCACACCCAGGGACACUCACUGCCAGGGCAGCUGCAUCUCUGCCCUGCCUGGGCUCCUCUGUGGGCAUCCAGGUGCUGCACUGUUGGAAGUAAACUCUAAAGCAGCCUUCUGCA
This is a messenger RNA of Pogoniulus pusillus (Red-fronted tinkerbird), 1333 nucleotides long. RefSeq names its product regulatory factor X associated ankyrin containing protein (gene RFXANK). NCBI's taxonomy places the organism in Eukaryota, Metazoa, Chordata, Aves, Piciformes, Lybiidae. The record is from RefSeq and is a predicted model, not a curated record. Gene Ontology annotation, biological process: regulation of transcription by RNA polymerase II. Gene Ontology annotation, molecular function: protein binding. Bases 260 to 1312 code for a protein of 350 amino acids. Gene Ontology annotation, cellular component: nucleus. The transcript has 9 exons.